Molecule: messenger RNA, 3525 nt
Organism: Gamsiella multidivaricata
Lineage: Eukaryota; Fungi; Mortierellomycota; Mortierellomycetes; Mortierellales; Mortierellaceae
Exons: 2
Coding region: 1-3525 (1174 amino acids)
Source: RefSeq, a predicted model, not a curated record
AUGAAAGUCUCCAACGCCCCUGAAGGACAGCACUGGCAAGCCUUUCGCACAAGCUCAUCGCCUGAGGUGCUCACCAUCGAAGUACGGCGCGAUAAAACCGGUCAACUCAUCAUCCUCUGGAAGGAUAUCCAGCGAGUCUUCAAGGAUGCCGAAUACAUCAAGCACGACUCGGCAGCCGUCUCGUUUUUGGUUGACGACGGUUUCGAAGACAUCAUCCCUUUAAGGAUCGGACACUAUCCCAAUGUGGUUCUUGAGGUCGUCUUAGCGCAGCCGAGUCAUCAGCUUGAUGACCAAUCCGCCGAAGCUGGCUUGGAUGCCGUGCCUCUGGUAGACCCUACUCCAGGACUUCACAAUGUACCCAACAUUGCGCCCAACAAGAGCGUAAACAACAUCUCCAGAGUUUCCACAUUGCCUCCUGAUUAUGUCCAAGCAACAACAACAACAUCUGCAGCACCUGUGUACAGCAAGGGCUCAAGAUCUAUUACUUUUAGUGCCAUCCGAGUGCCCGGAAUUGUCACGGGGCACGUCCAAGUAGGUGGUAACAGCUCUGAAGGCGACGCAAGUGCAGCUGGUGCUGAGGGUGUCCGACCUCCCGCCAAUAGUCCACUUGGAGCCGAAACCAUCCAGCCUUACAGUGAGAUUAUCCCUCCCAACAACGACAGUCCAUCUACUAUCGAAAUUGCUACUCCCAGCGCUGAAAAUGAUGAGCUCGCCGUCAACAUCGGUCAGUCGAACCCUGACAAUACCAGCCAGAUCACCCUUGAUAUUAGCGACUAUGACCACCACUCUGUCAAUAUCAUAAAUCCUAGAGCACACCAAUCUUUCCGGAACUACAAACAACUCUUCAAAUCCUUCUCGCAGGCCAUCGCGCUCGACCACAUACGUCAGACGGAGCAGACCAAGCGUGCCAUGACCCAGCUCUUCGACAGUCUGGCGGAUGAGAGAGCAAGGAACAUGCCUCUUCAUCUUGCGAUGAAGGAUAUGGAAGAAGUGAUACAGCAGAUGGAGCAGCAGGCCCUCGAUCGACUGGCCAUUAUCCAGAAAAGAGUCCGAACAACCCUCGCACGGACUCUUGAUUUCCAAGAAUAUUCAGGUCCGAGACUCUUUAUCGUGCUACCAAAGAUCUUGAGGCCUCGCGACCAUAGCCUCAGCCUCACUGCAAGUCAAUUUCGACUCUACUUUCUGUGUGAGUGUGGGCCCCACACUAUGUCGGAGAACACCAGGAGACCGCAUGAGAUACACUUUGCGAAUCACGAAGGAUAUGACCUGGAGCGUCCGGAAGAGUUCUUCAAGAGAUACAAGACCUACGUCCUUACAAUGGCCCAAAUGAUCAAGUAUGGAGCCACGGUGGAGGGCGUUGUAGUUCCAGCAGUGGAACGCUUUGAGCUUGCAGACGAGACGGUUCCGGGUCAGGGACAUUUCAAAUUUAUGAAGGAGAAUCUAGGUUCUUUGGUGGAUGCAACGAUCAGCUUUGUCCAGAAACAGCAGUGCGGCACUAGUGAUGGCAAGGAUGACAGAGCCGAACAAACGGACACAGAUGAACAACAUGAACCAAAAGGAGCAGAUCUACGGGAGCUAGAAUGGUAUCUGAAGUUCUAUUCCACGAACUACAUAUCUGGUAAUUUGCACCGGAUCAUCACUCCAGAGGAGCAUGUCAAGUGCGUGUGUGCCGACCACUAUCGGGAGAGCAACUUCAGCACAGUGACGAAGGAACUUCGGGAUUUCCUCCGAUCGAACGGAGGUGUUCUUUACGAGGAAAUGGGCAAAGUUAUACUCUCAUUAGCAACAGCCAUGCUUGCGCAGCAGUUCUAUCUAAUCAUUUCUAAAGGAUGCUGGAUUCAGGACCUGUCGAUCUCCCUGGAUUGGAUCGUUGGGAUCGAAGAUCUUCGAGCAUUUGCGACUGCUGUUAACCAGGCGCGUAUUCUCCACUUGACCUUGCGUGGAACCCCUCUACAAACUGAAACCAUAGAAGGAUCCGAUAUGGCGGUGAUGGCAGGCGCUGUAAAGCACCACUGGUUUGAUCCAAUUGUCCAGGCGAUGUCCGACGAGGGAAUUCAAGAGAAGAAGAGCGAGGCGCUCGAUUGGGGAGCUAUGUUGCACGUAUCCGACCCUGCGACGAUGACAUUAAUUUUGGAUUGGCGUGAAGACCAUGCGGACGGCUUCUUUGACGAUAUGAUCAGUGCCCUUCAGCAUCUCAAGACAGCAAGGAUAUACAGACAGCAGUACUUCAUGAAUGCGACGUUUUCCGAAGGCAGGAUUAAUCUCAUUGAGGCGGUGGUCCCAUCUCUGGAUUCGAUCCUCGACGAUGACUGGCGACUCCUUGAGGAGGGCUAUCUUUCUAAACUGACCAUCUACAGAGAGCCGAUGGCGGAGAGAUGGAACCGACUGUUCCUCAUCCUGCAGCGCAACCCCAGACUUUCUUAUCUCCGAAUUGGCGAGCUAAGCGACAAUUUCUUCCGACUUGCGCAAUUGAUUGCCUUGAUCAAGAAAACAAUUGGUUUGCGGGAAGGCUCCUCCGCAUUGCGCAAGGUCAAGUUCUAUCCCCGUGACACAGGAAUACCAUCCUCGAUCACCAUAAUCGGGCCAACUGCAUCUAUUAGGAUCAGCACGCAGGAUCAAAGGAAUAUUCCCAAUACGGGCACUUCCAAAGAUCCUCAUAAUUACGACAAUUGGUAUAUUAAGCGCCUGAAAAUGACUUGGGGCACCACAGACGAUCUGGCGCUGCGCCUCGACAAGUUGACCAACAGUCAGGUCUCUAGGAUCACGACCCUGGAACUGCGUCCCAGAGACCUUUCAGCUAUCGGCCUGGAUUCCAUAGAUCGCGUCAUCGAGAAGUCAAAGUCUCUGCGCAAAUUUUCCUUGAUUCUCACCAGCCUGGAGGACGAGAUACAGCUGAAGAAAGCGGAGCGACUGCUCACUCGGUAUAGCACCAUGCUAACGUCCCUCUCCCUGGAAGGUGGCGAAAUACAUCGAUGGAGGCUCAGACUUCAGCCCAUUUGUUCAUCCAGACGCGAUUUGCCUCGCAUGGAGACAUUCUGUAUCGAGGGCUGGGGUACUGAUACCGUCGAGUAUGUACAAUGGAUUGCCGCCCUGGUAUCAAACCCGUUCGAACCAUCCGUGUCAUACACACCAUUUGCCGAGUCGUCUGCUCAAGAAGGCUUUAUCCACGAAUUCGUCAACACCCCUGAUGAGGCGCGCCUGGCGUAUAGACCUCUUAAGGAGAUCCGACUGACCGGGUUCGAUCUCGAGAGCGAGAACUGGAGCCUAUUAUUAAGAGCCCUUGAUUUUGCUGAACUCGAGCGUCUGGUGUUGAGGUGCAGUAAUUUCAUGCUGGAGCAACUCGAGCUCUUGAUCGAGUGUAUUUCCCUUGACGAGGGUUCUACCUUCCCACUGACGCUGCUCUCUGUUGAGAAUAGUGCCAAAGCGAAGGACAAGCUUAUGAGUGCAUCGAAGGAGCUGCAGGAUAGGCUGAGACACAAAGCACCGUUCAUCAGCAUUGUGGAAGAGACUGAGGAUCCUGAAUGA